This is a messenger RNA of Peniophora sp. CBMAI 1063, 1461 nucleotides long. The record is from the annotation of a GenBank genome assembly. Lineage: Eukaryota; Fungi; Basidiomycota; Agaricomycetes; Russulales; Peniophoraceae.
AUGCUCCGGCGGUCAUGCUCCGUCGCUGUCGUACAUUCUGCACGACACCGCUAUGGAAUAUCUGUGAGGAGGCGUAGACUGGUCACUCAGGCGCAGGUCGAGUACGCGCCGCGCGAAUCGGAACCGGAUGUCUCACCUUCGCGAUCACCACUGGCCACGCCUCGGGAGCUUGUAAAAUAUCUGGACGAGUAUGUUGUAGGACAAGAAUAUGCGAAGAAGACGCUGUCCGUCGCCGUGUACAACCACUACAACCGCGUGCGCGCAAACAUUGAAGCGUUGGAAGCGCAGCAUGAGCUUGAAUGGGAGCAAGCGCAAGAUAAUGCUGAGGCAACUGUGAUACCAGCCAAGAUUCGACCACAUCCCCGAAGACUACCACUACCCACCUUACCUCAUCAUCCCUUCAUGCCUGCGCCAUUGGUUGAAAAGAGCAAUGUUCUUGUCAUAGGGCCCACAGGUUCCGGUAAGACGUUGCUUGUACGGACACUGGCUAGGGUAUUGGAUGUACCGUUCUCGGUCAGCGAUGCGACCUCAUUCACUCAGGCAGGAUACGUCGGCGAAGACGUAGACACCUGCAUCCACCGCCUCCUCCAAGCAGCCAAUAACGACCCUUCACGAGCCAGCACCGGCAUAGUCUACAUUGAUGAAGUCGAUAAGAUUGCGCGAAGAAGUAGCGGCGGUAUGGAGGGCUCGCGCGAUGUGGGCGGUGAAGGUGUGCAGCAGGCUUUGUUGAGAAUGAUGGAGGGGAGUGUGGUAAAUGUACCGAGUAAACCGCUCGGAGGCGAUUUGACUGCUAGUGAAGGGAGGAGUAAACCUGGACGUGCUCCCAAACCAGAAACACAUCAAAUCGACACGUCGAACAUCCUCUUCAUCCUCAGUGGCGCAUUCGAAGGUCUGCCCAAGAUCAUCAACAGCCGGAUGGCCAAGGGCUCCAUUGGCUUUACAGCGAACUUGAAGCCCGACACUAAUGACAAGCAUAACGACUUCAUGCCCUUCUUUACGCCCAACAGAGGCGUUGCGCCAAACGUUCUCGAAUCCGUCCAACCGACUGAUCUCGUCAAGUUCGGCUUCAUACCAGAAUUCAUAUCCCGCCUCCCAACAAUAACCACUCUUUCACCUCUAACUCCUCACGACUUGCGGCGCAUCCUGACAGACGUCCGCGGAUCACUCGUAUCGCAGUACUGCGCCUUGUUCAACUACUCAGGCGUCGAGAUCAAGUUCACGAGUAGCGCAUUAGAUGAGAUCUGUAAGAAGGCCGCUGAACGCGGCGGUGGCGCGAGAGGAUUGCGUGGGAUCAUGGAGUCCUUGCUUCUUGAUGCGAUGUACGAGACACCAGGAUCAGAUAUUCGUUUCGUACUGAUCGAUGGUAGUGUCGUGCGGGGUGAACAGCCAGCGAUGUACUGGACGGAACGCGAAGGCGGCGCGUUUUGGGCAAGAUGGCAAGCGGAGGAGGCCGAGGAGUAG